UGCAAACCCUACUCGGGAUGCACGUUCGGUGGAGGGGGCUGGAAAGGAAAGGGGCUGCCCCUGGGCAGGUGCCCAAGAUGUGGUGACCGCUGGGUGAGCCGCUGGGGCUGCCCGCCCUGUGCCUCCAUGGCCGGGUCUCGACGCCCCACCGCCCCCUACACUCCGGACCCGGCUCCGACCCCCUCGACCGCAACCGCGACCCCGACCUGGCGCACUCGGACCCCGACCUCCGCAGACUCCGGCCUCCCUGACCCCCAGCCCCGACGACCCCGACUUCGGCCCGCGCCGACCCCCAGACUCCCGCCCCAACCCCGGCCACGAACCCCUCGACCCGACCUGGCCCGCUUCGGCCCCGAACCCCCACUCCCGGGCCCCGACGCCCUCGACCCCGGACCCCCCGGACUCCCGCCGCGACCCCGGCCCGCGCCAACCCGAGCCGGGCCUGAGGCGGCCGCACUUACUCCUGACAAGGCGGCCGUCGGGGAGGCCGGGGUCCGGGGUCUGGGGGGCAGGGUCGGGGCCGGGGCCGAGGUCGAGGUCGGGGUCGUGUGUCGGGGUUGGUUCCGCCCGCUGCCCGCCGCCCGCCCGAGGCCCAGCCGCCGCGCGCACGUGCCGCCUGACAGGCCCCCCAUAGGUUCCAUACCUGCCACCGGAAGUGAGUGA
Messenger RNA from Lutra lutra (Eurasian river otter), 663 nucleotides. RefSeq names its product basic proline-rich protein-like. NCBI's taxonomy places the organism in Eukaryota, Metazoa, Chordata, Mammalia, Carnivora, Mustelidae. The record is from RefSeq and is a predicted model, not a curated record. The transcript has 2 exons. The coding region runs from base 127 to 663 and encodes 178 amino acids.